This is a messenger RNA of Vicia faba (fava bean), 402 nucleotides long. NCBI's taxonomy places the organism in Eukaryota, Viridiplantae, Streptophyta, Magnoliopsida, Fabales, Fabaceae. The record is from the annotation of a GenBank genome assembly.
AUGUUUGAAAUUGUCGUGCAUCAACUAGCAUUUCAUGCUCUGGACAUGGCUGGACUUAUCAAUAAAAUAAAUAGAUCCACUAUUUCUCCAUUGCCAAUUGUUUACUCUUCCACACUGAAACAGAUUAUCAAGAGCAUGCUGAGGAAACACCCUGAACAUAGACCAACAACGGCUGAUUGGUUGAGACAUCCUCAUUUACAACCUUUUGUUCUCCGCUCUCGUAACACGCCAUCUGUUUUUAUUCUGGUGCUUCUCAUAAGUUGUAACUCACUGGAAAAAAAUCUUACAAAUCUGGCUGUAGCAAGGACAAGAGGGACAAAGAUGAAGGGUCUGCAAACCGUUUGGAGAAAGUUUAUCCGAUUGAAGAAGAUGGAGAUGUAUAGACAAGAAACUGCAAAUUAG